Sphaeroforma arctica JP610 is the source of this 900-nucleotide messenger RNA. RefSeq lists its product as hypothetical. The record is from RefSeq and is a predicted model, not a curated record. Bases 1 to 900 code for a protein of 299 amino acids. Lineage: Eukaryota; Ichthyosporea; Ichthyophonida. The transcript has 7 exons.
AUGCAUGUCUCUGUGUACCUACAUACCAACACCCUUAGUCCAGUGAACACCAAUGAAUUUCGUAUAUUUUCACAUCUAUCUAUUUCGCAGGCCAACCAAAUCAAGUUGAAACAAGAAGCGCUCACCGCAGAAUUACGACCCAUCCUGACAUGUAUUGAUGCCAAUGAUAACGACAGGCUAAAGCUCUUAGCCUCCUUAGAGAAAGUGCGACGUCUAGCGACAAAACACAUCAGCUCGGCUUCGCUGAGGACUGUUUUCAUUAAGGAAGAUGUGCACACACAGGCGUCCGAGUUGUUGAAGAAGAAGCAGGACCAGCCGGAAGUGGCGAGUGCUGCCAUGGGCGUGCUUGCCGUGGUACUCAAACCCUCAGCUAAAGGCGCCCCACCCCGAGAUGAUGUGGGACAAGCGGCCAUACAGUUAAUACUGGACAAUCAAGACAACCGAGACGUCUUGAUCAACGGGCUGCGCCUGAUCGUCACAGUGUGCAUUAUACAAGAAGCCCAUGAGAGUCUCUUCGAGAAUGAUGAGAUAUUCAAGGUUCUCGAUCUCGCAUUUGAGUCAAAGGACCGGACAGCUCAGGAGGAAGCCUGCAGGACGAUACAGAAAGUCUGCAGCACCGCUUCGGCGGACACUCGUGGUAUAUUACUCGACCACGGCUACCAUGUUCGCGUGCUGUUGAUGCUGAGGGAGCUGGAGUCACCGGAAGCCUUAGAGUGUGCACUUGGGGCUCUGGCCAAUCUCGCACACAAGAAUGAACGAAAUGCAGAGUUGAUUGAUGUUGGUGCUAUUGAUGGAAUCCAUACCAUCGUCAACGAUAAUUUCGACGAGCAAGGAGUGGUCAUGAGGGGUGUUGGAGCACUACUAAACUUGGCAGUGUUUGGUAUGACUUACAAUAUGUAG